This is a messenger RNA of Patiria miniata (bat star), 1849 nucleotides long. Its product is annotated as neuronal acetylcholine receptor subunit beta-3-like. Gene Ontology annotation, cellular component: membrane; synapse; neuron projection. The record is from RefSeq and is a predicted model, not a curated record. The transcript is spliced from 8 exons. Lineage: Eukaryota; Metazoa; Echinodermata; Asteroidea; Valvatida; Asterinidae. Gene Ontology annotation, biological process: monoatomic ion transmembrane transport; signal transduction; chemical synaptic transmission. The coding region runs from base 123 to 1550 and encodes 475 amino acids. Gene Ontology annotation, molecular function: extracellular ligand-gated monoatomic ion channel activity; transmembrane signaling receptor activity; neurotransmitter receptor activity.
ACAUUUCUCUGUUUUCUAAAAACGUAAAGUAGCUACUCAGAUAAAAAAUGGAACAGGUUAUAAUACACAAAGGCCUCCGUGCGCCAACUAAGAGGCCGCCCUUUAACUAGCAACGACGUUCCAUGGGCGGAUCAUUUAGCUGGUUGACGCGGAGUGACGUGAUGGCGAGCGGACUGGUAGCACCGUGGUGGCUCCUCUCUUCUCUUCUGCUGACUACGGCAUGGUCAUGCAUUGCCCACAAUGCAUCUGCCUCACACCUGACCGAAACGCGUCUUCGUCACCUGAUCGUGACAGGCAACGGUAUCUACGAUAUGCUAGUACGGCCUGCCAUUACGCCCAACCAGUCGGUUGUUGUUGAUCUUGAGCUACACAUGUACGCCCUUAUAUCAAUGGACGAGAAAGCACAGGUUAUGACAGGCGCGUCAAGGUUGAAAUUGACAUGGCACGACUACCGAGCUCGCUGGGAUCCAAUGGAUUAUGACAACAUCACUGAUCUAUCACUGGGCCUCAGUGAAAUAUGGACGCCCAAGAUUCUUCUGAGUAACGGGGCAGGUGACAGGAUUGAAAACCCUGUUAAGGAGAGCGUCUUUUUGGCCUUGUUGAAGUGGGAUGGAACGGUCGAACUACAAGGUCAGGUCAUCCACAAGACACAUUGCGCGAUGCAACUGUCGGAGUUUCCAUUCGAUCGACAGACCUGCUGGCUGACCUUCUCAUCCCAGAAUAUGCCGAAGGACAUGAUUACCCUUCGUGCCGGCGCCAGCAGUGUGUAUGGUCUUGAGAUAACCAGUCAGUGGCGCCCCCUCGAACUGUACGGCGUGGUGCCUGAAUACGUUAUUGGUUCACGAACCUACCAAUUAUUAGGUUUGAAAUUCACCGCCGAGCGGCUUCCUCAUUACACCCUGAUGAAUGUGGCCCUGCCAUCUGGGGCCAUGACGUUCAUCUCACUGUGGGUCUUCUGGUUACCCCCAGAGAGUGGAGAGAAAGUGUCUAUGGCCGUGUCCAUAUUGCUUGGCCAGGCCGUCUUUUGGCUGGUCGUGAUCGAGUCUCUGCCGAUCACGGGCGGCCAAGGCACGCCAAUCCUACUGAGCAGCAUCGAGUGUAACUUCCUCGUGGCUGGCCUGGCAAUCCUGCUCAGCGUGGUCACCGUCAGAGUGCACCACCGGCCUGGGCCGCUACGCGGGCGCGUGCUUCGAAUGGUGUUCCUCCGCAUUCUGCCCGUGGUUGUCUGCGUGACGAGAGCAGGUACCAGGAAGGGGAAAGUUGACAUGAGCGACUCGCAAACUCCGACGGACGCCAAGUGCACUCACACGGUGGACGAAGACGCGGCUCAGAGUGUCUCGACAAGCACAGAGGAUAGAUUUUCCGAUAAGGUUGCCGAAUUGAAAUCACGUGAAGACCCCCAGAGUUGCUCCAAAGCCAUCAAAGACGAAAAUGACUCAGAAGACAUGAAGCUGGUUGCAGCGGUGCUGGAUCGCUUCUUCUUCGUGAUUGCGGCGGUUUUGUUCAUUUACGGCAAUCUUCCGCUGAUUAUAAAAUGGAUGUCCAUGUAAAAACAAAAUGGCUGCGGCCUUGUACAGGAAGGUGUCAUCUAUUGAUCUCCAUUAAUGAUACUUAAUAUAUGACCGACACACAGAUCAUUGUCAUUUGUUUGGUGGAACUCACAUAUCUGACACUCGUUAUUGCUCCCUACCACGCCGGGGCUCAAAAAGUCCCAUUCUUCUACGCGUAGCACGUAUUGUUACAAAGAGCCAGCGCUCCAGCGUUGGGUUCAAACAUUUUCGCAAAGGGAUGUUUCGGAAGAGAGAAAUAUGUUGUUUUUUUCAAGAAUAUUUUGCAUUGAAAUCAAAUU